Symbiodinium sp. CCMP2456 is the source of this 781-nucleotide messenger RNA. The record is from the annotation of a GenBank genome assembly. Lineage: Eukaryota; Dinophyceae; Suessiales; Symbiodiniaceae.
GUCGCUGUGGUCCUCUGGGAAGAUCAACCCGCAGAGCAUCAUCGCAGGCCACAACUCCAAGGAUGGAACCGCCGCCUUCUACGGCGUGGCGCCCACGCUGGGGCUGGUUCCCGGAGACAAGAACCAGAGUGAGCCCGGAGACUACGAGGCGGCGAUCCAAAAGGUUUGGGGAAGCCUGGCGCCGAAGGUGCUGGAGCAGUAUCCCCUCUCUCGCUUCUCAGGGAGUCCGCAAAAGGCGUUUCUGCAAGUCGAUGCCGACUCGAUGGUCAUCUGUCCGGCCUACCAGCUGCUCCAAUAUGCGCAGGAUUUCGUGGACACCUGGUCCUACGAGUUCGCGCACUACAUUCCCUCCCGGCUGCGCGCCGAUGGCUUUGGCUGCUCGAACGGCCCGGAGUUGGAUGUGACACCGGCGCAGCAGUCCGAGUACACGAAGCUUUUCGCCAUGCAUGGGGACGAAGUCAAGUUUGUCUUCGGAAACCAGGUGGGUCCGGACGGGCUGGGUCCUCCGAACAACAGGACCAUUUGCACUUUUGACAGUGGCGAGCUCCUGUUGAGCCAGCAAAUGCGAGCACAUUGGGCGGCUUUCGCUACCAGUGGUCGGCCGUUGGUUUCCUGGCCGCGAUACAGCGGAACUCUCGCUGAUGCGGGCACGCUGGUCUUCUCGGAUCCUGCGGUGGAUGGCAUCGGAAUCGCCCCGGAGGGUGGCAUGCACGCCGCGGACUGCGACUUCUGGCAGAAGCUUUGGGCGGCCCCCCAGGAGUCUGAGCUGACCUUCGUCUAG